Molecule: messenger RNA, 798 nt
Organism: Adineta ricciae
Lineage: Eukaryota; Metazoa; Rotifera; Eurotatoria; Adinetida; Adinetidae
Source: the annotation of a GenBank genome assembly
AUGGCUACGAAAGCAAAACCAACAACUCAAUCAGGAGACAUGCAGCUCAAGUCGAAUUACAAUUCGAAUGAUUUCUAUGAACCGAAUGCAAGAAUAACUUAUAUUCAUCUCGAAAAAGGUCUUCUUCUCUUCGUGUAUUUACACGAAACAAGUUCUAUUCUAAAGACCAACGCUCGUAUUUACAAAAAACUAUGGACUGGUCAGAUAUGUUAUCAUUCUAUUGUUCCAAACAACUUUCACGAUCCAUAUUUCUGUUCAUUUGAUCAUUCCGAAGCGUAUGAACAAUCGAAUCUAUGUAGAGAUUGGUACAUGCGGAACUGCACCCAGAAAUCAUGUAAAAAUCAGCACUAUUUCAUACCAACCAAGGCGAAACGGUAUAUCAACAAUGAAACAGACUUGACUGUUUGGAAUUUGAUGCGUUUCAUUCGUCAAUUCUUUCGUCAUUUUAAGCAAUCAGUCAUAGACGAAGAAGAUCUUCCAGUUUUGCAUCGUGAAAUCGGUCUAAUCAUGAUCAGCAUUGUCAAUUAUGUAUGUCAAGAUACAAACAAAUCAGCAAUGUUCUUAUCGAAUUCUCUCAUCAAUCAAACGAAUAAGAAACUUCUCAAACAACUCUCGCAAAAGUCAACAUAUUCUGUACCAGAGAUAUUUCUAACUCCGGAGAAUAUUAAGUUCAGUAGUAAAUGGUACACUAAAUCAGCAGGUAGAAUUAGCAUCGAUUUUGAGCAUUUAUCGCAAGAAUUUGUCGACUAUCUAUCCGAUCAACUCGAGAAGUAUUGCAGUGAACGAUUAGAAAAUUAA